Messenger RNA from Solanum dulcamara, 754 nucleotides. RefSeq names its product late embryogenesis abundant protein Dc3-like. The record is from RefSeq and is a predicted model, not a curated record. The transcript has 2 exons. The coding region runs from base 112 to 594 and encodes 160 amino acids. NCBI's taxonomy places the organism in Eukaryota, Viridiplantae, Streptophyta, Magnoliopsida, Solanales, Solanaceae.
CUACUAUAUUCUGCUUCUAAUAAUCUUUCCAUAUAUAUUGCUCUUCUACUUUCUGCUUUUGUGCACAUCUAUUUGAAUUUACGUUUUAUUUGUGACUUCAACACUGCAACAAUGUCCCACGAGCAGAGCUACAGAUCUGGCGAAACCAAGGGCCAAACCCAGGCGAAAGUUGGUCAAACAAUGGAAAGCAUGAAAGACAAGGCCCAAGCAUCAAAGGACAGGACUUCUGAGACGGCGCAUUCUGCCAAAGGAACGGCGCACGAUAAGACGAGUGGAGCAGCUCAGGCUACUAAGGAUAAGGCGGCUGGAGCGGCUCAGGCAACCAAAGAUAAGACAAGUGGAGAAGCUCAGGCUACUAAGGAGAAGGCCAGUGGAGCAGCUCAGGCUACAAAAGAUAAGGCUUCAGAAAUGAUGGAGUCGGCUAAAGAAACGGCAACAGCUGGUGAAGAGAAAGCAGGGGGAAUCCUCCAGCAGACGGGACAACAAGUGAAGAGCAUGGCCCAAGGUGCUGCUGAUGCUGUGAAGCACACUUUUGGCAUGGCUGAUACUGAUGAGGAUCCUAAUGUCACAAAAAACAAGACUUUAGAUCACUAAACUAGCCUAGUCUAGUGGGUUUUUUUAUGCCUUGGAUCUCUUUAGUUUCUUUCUCGAUGGAUUCAAGUAGUCGCGUAUCUUUUGUGUUUAGCAGCUUGUUUGUUCCUUGGAAGUUUCCCUCUUUUGAGGGGACAUAAUAAAAGAUUUCCUCUUCUUUGUA